AAAAAGAUAAGUUAGGAGAAGUCCAUGAAGUAAAGGAUGUGAAAAUUGUUGCUUUGGAACAUAAUCAGGAAGAAAAUACCCUCACAACUCAUGAAAAAAUUCACUAUAAAAGGGGGUAUAUGGAUAUCAACUCCGCAAUUCAACAAAAGAACAAUAAGGAAGUUUCUCAACUAGUUAAGAAAAUAGAAAGCAUUCUCAAAAGUGAUUUAAGUCCUUAUGAAAGGAAAAUUGCUUUGUUUAAUGUAAUAAAGAGAUUAGAAGUAGGAACAAUGUCUCCGGAAAAGAAAAAGAGAACUAACUGA
Messenger RNA from Paraglomus brasilianum, 302 nucleotides. The record is from the annotation of a GenBank genome assembly. NCBI's taxonomy places the organism in Eukaryota, Fungi, Glomeromycota, Glomeromycetes, Paraglomerales, Paraglomeraceae.